AUGUCGGCCAGACCUACUCUGAGGGUAUCGACACCCCUCACUGCCAACUUCCCUCAUAUCCCGCCAUCCUCCUCAGAGCUCCGUUCCGCUGUCUCGUUACCCUCGGCUGUCUCGACAACCACUCCUCUUUCUGCCAUCUCGCGGACAUCGGCGUUCAGGGACCCCAUCCCUUCGUCUGGACUACCCUCCGCCGGGCUGCCUUCUGCUGGACCAUUUAGCGCCACUAUCAAGCUCGAACAUGAUUUGCAAAAGACGCCCAUUACCCCGCCAGUUGCAUAUCUGGAUUUCCUCAAGGGCAUGUCGCUUGUGUCACCAUGUCUCGCCUCACCACCACAAACAGGAAAGUCUGUCCUGAACCGGGCAAGCACCGCAAGCAGCACAAGCAGCACAAGCAGCACGCGAAGUAACGGCAGCAAGACAAGUAGCGCUUCAGCCGAGACCGAGGAUUCGGAGAAGGAGAAGGGCGACCCAGUCGAGAGUGCGCCAUCCACAGCACGGACCGACGUCAGCUGCGAGAGCGACGAGAAGGACAAGGAGGAUAAGGAGGAUAAGGAGGAGAAGUCCAAGAGCCCAAGACCGGCGCCCAUCGACACGAAGCGGCCGAACACGCCUCGCCACAACAGCUCCAACUGCCCGCUUUCCGCACCGCCAGCUGGGCCAGCCGUCUUCCCCAGCAUGAAGCUGCCCGCCUCGCCCGCGAUCUCCACAUCCGGCCUUAUCUACUCGCCAAGGUCACCGCUCAGCGCUGCAUCCGUGAGGUCGCCGUUCGACUGGGAGGCGGCGCUCAGGUCGCGGCGGUUUGCCGAGACGCCCGGCGGGUCAAAACGUCCCGCAGCACCCGACACGCCUGGCAUCCCUCCAGCGGCGGUAGCCGGCACGCCAAAAACGCCCGGCGGAGGGCACACCAAGCGGGAGUCAUCGUCGAGGACGAGCAUACGGCACAUCCGCGAGGUGGUCACGAGGACGGUCACCUACACACCAAGGAUGGGGCCCGCGCCCAAGGGCAAGAGGAGGAAGAUUGACCCCGAGACGGCAGUCAAGUCAUGA
Molecule: messenger RNA, 1047 nt
Organism: Parathielavia appendiculata
Lineage: Eukaryota; Fungi; Ascomycota; Sordariomycetes; Sordariales; Chaetomiaceae
Exons: 1
Coding region: 1-1047 (348 amino acids)
Source: RefSeq, a predicted model, not a curated record